AUGUCUGCCAAAGCUGAAAAGAAACCUGCUUCCAAAGCCCCAGCUGAGAAAAAACCAGCUGCUAAGAAGACUGCUUCCUCCACGGACAGUAACAAGAAGAGAAGUAAGGUCAGAAAGGAAACUUAUUCUUCUUACAUCUACAAAGUUUUGAAACAAACUCACCCAGAUACCGGUAUCUCUCAAAAAUCAAUGUCCAUUUUGAAUUCUUUCGUCAACGAUAUUUUCGAGAGAAUUGCCACUGAAGCUUCUAAAUUGGCUGCCUACAACAAGAAAUCUACUAUCUCUGCCAGAGAAAUUCAAACUGCAGUUAGGUUGAUCCUACCAGGUGAAUUGGCAAAGCAUGCAGUCUCCGAAGGUACUAGAGCUGUGACCAAGUACUCCUCUGCUGCUAGUCAAGCUUAA
Torulaspora delbrueckii is the source of this 402-nucleotide messenger RNA. It is a transcript of the gene HTB1, whose product is annotated as histone H2B. The transcript has a single exon. Gene Ontology annotation, molecular function: DNA binding; protein heterodimerization activity; structural constituent of chromatin. The record is from RefSeq and is a predicted model, not a curated record. Gene Ontology annotation, cellular component: nucleosome. Lineage: Eukaryota; Fungi; Ascomycota; Saccharomycetes; Saccharomycetales; Saccharomycetaceae. The coding region runs from base 1 to 402 and encodes 133 amino acids. Gene Ontology annotation, biological process: nucleosome assembly.